This is a messenger RNA of Lucilia sericata (common green bottle fly), 879 nucleotides long. RefSeq lists its product as uncharacterized. NCBI's taxonomy places the organism in Eukaryota, Metazoa, Arthropoda, Insecta, Diptera, Calliphoridae. The record is from RefSeq and is a predicted model, not a curated record. The transcript has a single exon. The coding region runs from base 1 to 879 and encodes 292 amino acids.
AUGACUCUGGAGGAGGUUAAGCAGCAACGGGCUAACACUAAGAAGAGCAUUACCCGCAUCAAGAACCAAAUCGAAGCCAAUGGAAGGGGAGAAGGUAAGACACUUUCGUCAGCCGAGUUGAAGUGCCGUUUGGGGAUUUUGGAGUCGUAUUUUAAGCAGAUACUGACGUAUCAAACCCUAAUUGAAAAAUACGAUCCCGAGGACAAUGCUAGGCCCGAAAUAGAGGAUUUGUACAUCUCAGCCAAAAUGAAUAUCCAGUCGCAGCUUGGUGAAGAUGUUCAUAAUACAACAUUGUCCGAGUCCACCAUUUGUUUCCCAGCUCCCAGCCACAAAUUGCCUCAGCUGAAAUUGCCCACAUUUAGUGGUAAGUACAGUGAGUACAAAAAUUUCAUUACGUCGUUCAAUCAAGUUAUCGAUCGCGAGUUUGGCCUAUCAAAUAUUGAAAAGUUUAAUAAUUUGCUCAACUGCCUCCAAGGCCAAGCUCUAGAAACGGUCAAGGCUUUCCAGAUUACGAACGAAAAUUACCCGAAGGCUCUGGAAAGGCUCAAAACGCGUUAUGAUAAUAGCUCGCUUAUUUUUAUGGAAAAUAUUACCGCCCUUUUUGAACUUCCUGCCAUGUCCAAAUACAAUUGUGCCCAAUUACGAAGUCUCGUCGAUAAUGUUUCUGCCCUUUAUAGUUCCUUACUGUCUCUUGGCUCACAUAGUGAUAUUGCUAAUUCCAUGCUGAUUUACAUAGUGAUGGAAAAAGUGGAUGAAGAUACCAGAAGAAAGUGGAAAGAUUCCUUGGACUUUACCAGAUUGCCAACAUGGGAUGAUUGCUCCAAGGUCCUUGAAAGGCGUUGUCAAUUUUUGGAAUCGGUUGAUACCAACCAAGCCUGA